Dipodomys ordii (Ord's kangaroo rat) is the source of this 2956-nucleotide messenger RNA. RefSeq names its product calsyntenin 3 (gene Clstn3). Lineage: Eukaryota; Metazoa; Chordata; Mammalia; Rodentia; Heteromyidae. The record is from RefSeq and is a predicted model, not a curated record. The transcript is spliced from 18 exons. The coding region runs from base 1 to 2871 and encodes 956 amino acids. Gene Ontology annotation, molecular function: amyloid-beta binding; calcium ion binding; X11-like protein binding. Gene Ontology annotation, cellular component: postsynaptic membrane; cell surface. Gene Ontology annotation, biological process: homophilic cell-cell adhesion; positive regulation of synaptic transmission; positive regulation of synapse assembly.
AUGAUAAUGAUGAUGAUGGAAAAAUCAGGAAGCCCGUUCCUCAGUUUCUCUCCUGUCUCUGGGGUGGGUACAGCGAACAAACACAAGCCGUGGAUCGAGGCGGAGUACCAAGGCAUCGUCAUGGAGAACGACAACACCGUCCUGCUGAACCCACCUCUCUUUGCCCUGGACAAGGACGCCCCCUUGCGCUACGCGGGCGAGAUCUGUGGCUUCCGGCUGCACGGCGCCGGGGUCCCCUUUGAGGCCGUCAUCCUGGACAAGGCCACGGGUGAAGGGCUCAUCCGGGCCAAGGGCCCCGUGGACUGCGAGGCCCAGAAGGAGCACACGUUCACCAUCCAGGCCUAUGACUGCGGCGAGGGGCCCGACGGCACCAACAGCAAGAAGUCCCACAAGGCCACGGUGCAUGUACGAGUCAACGAUGUGAAUGAGUUCGCCCCGGUGUUCGUGGACCGGCUGUACCGGGCAUCGGUGACGGAGGGGAAGCUGUACGACCGGAUCUUGCGCGUGGAGGCUGUGGACGGCGACUGCUCCCCGCAGUACAGUCAGAUCUGCUACUACGAGAUCCUCACGCCCAACACCCCCUUCCUCAUCGACAACGACGGAAACAUCGAGAACACGGAGAAGCUGCAGUACAGUGGCGAGAAGCUGUACAAGUUCACCGUGACGGCCUACGACUGCGGGAAGAAAAGGGCGGCCGACGACGCCGAGGUGGAGAUUCAGGUGAAGCCCACCUGUAAGCCCAGCUGGCAAGGCUGGAACAAGAGGAUCGAAUACACCCCAGGGGCCGGGAGCUUGGCUUUGUUCCCGGGCAUCCGCCUGGAGACCUGCGAUGAGCCUCUCUGGAACAUCCAGGCGACCAUCGAGCUGCAGACCAGCCACGUGGGCAAAGGCUGCGACCGAGACAACUACUCGGAGCGGGCUCUGAGGAAGCUGUGCGGAGCAGCCACGGGGGAGGUGGACCUGCUACCCAUGCCCGGCCCCAACGCCAACUGGACGGCUGGACUGUCGGUCCAAUACAGCCAAGACAGCAGCCUGAUCUACUGGUUCAACGGCACCCAGGCCGUGCAGGUGCCGGUGGGGAGCCCCGCCGGGCCGGGCUCUGCGCCCAUUGACGGCCUCAGCGACCACUUCACCCUCUCCUUCUGGAUGAAGCACGGGGUCUCACCCAGCAAGGGCAAGAAGGAAGAGGAGACCAUCUUGUGCCACACGGUCCAGAACGAGGACGGCUUCUCGCACUACUCGCUGACGGUCCACGGCUGCCGAAUCGCCUUCCUCUACUGGCCCCUGCUCGACAGCGCCCGCCCGGUCAAGUUCCUGUGGAAGCUGGAGCAGGUCUGCGAUGAUGGAUGGCAUCACUACGCCCUGAACCUGGAGUUCCCCACGGUCACCCUGUACACCGACGGCAUCUCCUUCGACCCCGCGCUCAUCCACGACAAUGGCCUGAUCCACCCGCCGCGGAGGGACCCGGCGCUCAUGAUCGGGGCCUGCUGGACCGAGGAGAACAAGAAGGAAAAAGGAGACAACGCCACCGAGGCCGCCCCAGGAGACCCCUUGCCGGUCCACCACUAUUUCCACGGUUACCUGGCGGGGUUCAGUGUGCGGGCCGGCCACCUGGAGAACCGGGCGGUCAUCCAGUGUCUGUAUGCAUGCCGGGAGGGGCUGGAUUAUAGAGAUUUCGAGAACCUGGGAAAAGGCAUGAAGGUCCACGUGAACCCCUCGCAGUCCCUGCUCACCCUGGAAGGCGACGACGUGGAGACUUUCAACCACGCCCUGCAGCACGUGGACUACAUGAACACGCUGCGCUUCGCCACGCCCGGCGUCAGGCCGCUGCGUCUGACCACCGCGGUCAAGUGCUUCAGCGAGGAGUCGUGUGUGUCCAUCCCGGAGGUGGAGGGCUACGUGGUGGUGCUGCAGCCCGAUGCCCCCCAGAUCCUGCUGAGUGGGACCUCCCACUUUGCCCGGCCGGCUGCGGACUUCGAGGAGCCCGACGGGGUCCCCCUGUUCCCCGAUCUCCAGAUCACUUGCUCCAUUUCACACCAGGUAGAGGCCAAAGGAGACGAAAGCUGGCAGGGCACAGUGACGGACACGCGCAUGUCGGAUGAGAUCGUGCACAACCUGGACGGCUGCGAGAUCUCGCUGGUGGGGGACGACCUGGACCCCGAGCGGGAGAGCCUGCUGCUGGACACGGCGAGCGCGCAGCAGCGCGGCCUGGAGCUCACCAACACGUCCGCCUACCUCACCAUCGCGGGGGUGGAGAGCAUCACGGUGUACGAGGAGAUCCUGAGGCAGGCCCGGUACCGGCUGCAGCGCGGGGCCGCCCUGUACGCCCGCAAGUUCCGUCUCUCCUGCUCCGAGAUGAACGGCCGCUACUCCAGCAACGAGUUCGUGGUGGAGGUGAACGUCCUGCACAGCAUGAACCGCGUCGCUCAUCCCAGCCACGUGCUCAGCUCCCAGCAGUUCCUGCACCGGGGCCACCAGCCGCCCCCCGAGAUGGCGGGACACAGCCUGGCCAGCGCCCACCGGAACUCCAUGGUCCCCAGCGCCGCCACCCUCAUCAUCGUGGUGUGCGUGAGCUUCCUGCUGCUCAUGGUCAUCCUGGGCCUGGUUCGAAUCCACUCCCUCCACUGCCGAGUUUCGGGGGCCGGCGGCCCCCCGGGGGCCUCCAGCGACCCCAAGGACCCUGACCUCUUCUGGGACGACUCUGCCCUCACCAUCAUCGUCAACCCCAUGGAGUCGUACCACAACCCUCAGGCGGGCGUGGCGGGGGGCCCGGCGGGCCAGGAGGAGGAGGACAGCAGUGACUCGGAGGCGGCCGACUCCCCCGCGGGGGACGAGCGGCGCAUCAUCGAGACGCCCCCCCAUCGCUACUGAAGCCACUGAGCCCGAGAGGGGACACCGGCCGCCCCCCCAGAGCCCCACCCCAGAGAGGGCCAGAGCGAGCGAGUGAGCGAGCGAG